Molecule: messenger RNA, 1027 nt
Organism: Linum trigynum
Lineage: Eukaryota; Viridiplantae; Streptophyta; Magnoliopsida; Malpighiales; Linaceae
Source: the annotation of a GenBank genome assembly
AAAAAGAUAAAUUGGAAAAACUAAAAUCAAACCCGACGCCAUUAACCCCAAAACAGAUCCCUCGCCGAGCGUUGCGCCGGACUCGACCCAAGCAGUUUCGGGUUCAACAUCGACGCUAACCAACCGGAGAUUGAACAAAUCGAGGAGCACGAAUGGGGAGGCUAAGACGCAGGAGAGGCUUAGACGUAGGAGAGGCUGUCGAAAUUGUGGUCGCCGCCGCGAAUUCAGAGCUGGAGAAGAGACUGACGAUGAUGAAGACGCAACGAACUUGACGCCGACGACAAGAGGCAGACGACGACGGGCUCAACCGGAAGAGGCUUUAUUAUCUUCCCGACAUCCGAAGUCUGCUCUUUAGCUAAAUUCGAAGCAUUUUUUUACCAUACUUGAUUGCGCCAACAGGACACUAUUUCACAAAUCAAUUCGACUUAAAAUUUACAAUUGGUUACUAAAAUGUGAAAUCAAAACUUUGGGUGAUUCUAUGGAUAGCAAGAAUCAUACGAAAAAGGAGAAGAAAACGGAGGAGGCGACUGAGUUUGGACCGGACAACUUUGAUGGUGGCAAUUGAAACAGAGAUCGUCGACGUUCAAAUCUGGCAAGAGAUGGAUGAAAGGGAGAUGGUCGGAGUUCUGUUUAUGCUUCUUCUCCUCUUCUCGCUUCCCUACCUCCUCGCAAUCAACGGCCCCGCCUGGGAGAAACAGGCCUGCUACGAGAACUGCUCGCAACUGGUAACGGUAGUCGGCGGCAGUGGGUCUUCUGGGAACAGGGGAGAAAGGCAGGGGAGUUAGGGGCGGGUCUUCUAGUAAUGGCAGCAGCCAAUAGCACAAGAAAAAGUGAGGGGCGGGGUUAGAGCGUAGAUUUUUCUUCUCUUUUUUCUUGUCAUUUUUCUUAUAUAUUACAAAAUAAAUAAUUUUUUUAUUGCCACAUCACUAUUUCAGUAGUCAAACUUAACUAUUGACUGCCGCGUAGAACAGAUUUAACAGAAAUGGACGGCGAGUGACCAAGGAUGACAUAAACGUUUAGUAUUAAU